ACUCAUGGCCUAUCUAUGUGUAUGUUUAAUGUAUAAAUUUGAGUGUAUUGGUAGUACGUGAGAGGUUCGUGCGCGCAUCCAUGUGGCCCGACACGAGAGCUAACCGACCAAGUGGCCCGAACCGCGCCGGAGAAGAGAACCGCGCGGCUCUCGUUCAGUAGUUUCUCGGACGCCACACCGGCAUCAUCCAACCUCCAUCAACCGAGAGAGAAAGAUAAACACUGAUCAGUUGCAAACCUCAAGUGCCUAUCUGAGUGCCCACCCCCUUCAUAUCACAUUACAAUCACUUAUUCCAAUUGUUCCAUCACCAUUUCUCUUAUCUUCAUAAUCACCAUUCUCAUUGCUCCAUGCAAAUUUUUUUUAUUGUAAGGGCGGUUUACAAUUUUGCCUGUAAAGAUAUCACUUUAACGUCAUUACACUUGAUUAGUUCAAUGAUCUGUGUGUCUUAUCUCGUUGGCACUCUCAGCGACACGCGAGUGAAUUAUUAAUAGUGAAUGACAAGUGAUGUGUGUUGUUGUGAGUGAACAUGUGUGAACGUUGAAUUGUCUUGGGGGUGAUUGAUCGCUCGUAAUUGACUGCUGUUGUAUUAGAUCAUUGGUAGUCAUGCUUGAUUUAUAUUGAUUAUGGUGCAAUCAUUUGGUAUAUUACAUAUCUCAUCGGUGUGAAACGAAAACAGAGAGAGGAAGAGGAAAGAGGAAGACCCGUUAAGGUGAAACAGGGGACGUGGUGGACGGUUAUGUUCUUGCGAUUGAUCGAGGAAGAUCAUCUUUGAUAAAGUGAGAGGGACAAUAUCAAGUGCAAUAUCCGUGGGUAGAAGGUAGGGAAGUGCGAGGUCGUUGGAAGGUAACUGGUAGUCGAGGAAGUUAGUACUGUGCAAUGCACCAGCAACAUACCACCUGUCUAUAUCCUAUUGAAACAUAAAAAGAAAGAGGAGGUGGCAUCGUAACUCAGACGGCACUGGUAGACUAGGAAGUCGUCAGUAUUGCGGCAAGACGAGUCUCCGGAAUGAUUAAACUCGAUUUCAAAUCAAAUCGAUUGAACAACGGAUAAUUCAUUAGGCUUUCCUGAAAGUUCUACUAAAUAAAUAUCUGAAUGUCUUCUCAAGAGUGACAAAGCUUUCAUCAAUCCGAUCAAUCCUUUUUAUUUUCUUGACGUUUAUUUUUUUCUCUUAUGAAAAUUUCUAACUUGUUAAAUCGACAUCGCAAUAAUGCGAGAGCAGAAGAAAAGAAGGGCUCGGUUGUUGUUGAGCCGACAGUGUUGUUCACUGUCCUCUUCCCCUGGAUACGCUUGUCUCGCAGAAGAAGCAAUACGGAAGCCAACUUUAUCGCGAUUCUCCUGAAAUGAUCAUUGUUAUUCAGCCGCAAAAUAUUUCAACGGUUUUCAAAAUUGAAAACUCUGUCAACGUGUUGAUUGCCGACAUUAAAAUAACGGGAUAGAGAAGAAAAAAAUAAGAGGGUAGAUGAGAGCGUCAUGCCCGGUGAGAUCGAUACGGGCGGGCCAAGCGUGCUGCAUCGUUAUUCCGACGGUCCAAAAUCGAUCUUCACCCAAGAGGAGGACAACUCGGUGCAGCUCGCUCAAGAUGAUAAUACUGGUGUUGAAAAUAAAAGGACUUGGUGGCACGGACUUCCGAGGGAGUUGUGGCAGGUACAACGAAAAGAGAGCAGAGAUUGGUCGCGGAGAAGAGUAUUGGAAAAAAUCAUUGUCACCAAUGAUAACAACGAGCUCGUGAAGAGCCAUCAGAAUUUUCUUGACUGGAAGACAGAAACGUUAAAUCAUCAGUGGAAUCGGGGAGAUUCGGCUGAAUCACAGGCCGAUCCUCGAUUUCGCCUGGGUGUCGUGGAGACAGACCUACAAGGAUCGUCAGAGCCUUCCGAGAUAUCUAGUCAAUGUUUUUCAUCAUCGGAUAAUCGUAGAUAUAUCAAUCUCAAUUCGCAUGGACAUACCGAUCAUCAAUGCGGAGUGAUUAAAAGAUGGUUUGUGGAUACACGUUAUAAAUUUAAUGCUGAAAAGAAAAAGACUAAAUGGCCAUCGAAGAGACUAUUUUACAUAGAGUUUGUGCUAUUACUGUUGCUCAUUGUGAUUGGACACACGAGGGUAGUGAAAUCGAGUUUAAGGAUAGCUACUAUUGGUACGUUGUUCGGGGUAGUCGGGGCAGCUCCCGUAGAGCUGGACGCUGGCAUCCGGGCCGAGAGGUCAGCCAAUUUGUCACACAUCACUGGGGCAUCGAGAAAAAUACGGAUGUACAUUAAAAAUCGUCACCUCCAGAUACUGUCGGAUGGUACUGUCAAUGGAUCCAAUGAUGACACUUCAGAUUACACGAUAUUCCAAAGGACGUCGGUGUCUCGGGGGCAACUACGAAUUCAAGGCGUUGCUACUUGUCUCUAUCUCUGCAUGGAUUCCUGCGGUCUGCUCUACGGCUCCCGCGAAUACACAGAGGACUGUCUAUUCAACGAGACCCUGGAGCAGCACAACUACAACACCUAUAGCUCAGUCAGAUGGUCAACACCCCGGAAGACCCUCUACCUAGGUUUGAAUCGUCAUGGACAGCCGAGAAGGGUGCAAGCUCGUGGUCAUAAUUUAGGUAGAUUAUCGGCUUAUGCUAGAGUCCUCACUCAGGUAGCCCCACCAGAUCGGGUUGAGGCACUACAUAGUCGUAUGCUGGGUGCCCAACACGGUGUACGUCAUCACCACAACAGCCACCAUCAUCGACAUCUUCAGCAGACAGUAUGUCCCACCCUCCAGCCGCAGGAGAAAGACGGUCGGGAUAGAUUCAGAUGUCGUAAGCGGAAAAAACGAAAAAAAAGAAAGAGACGAUGCGAAGAAGGUGAGCCACUUGGUUCUCAUUGUGAGAUUUAUCAAAGAGACAGUGGACAUCGUGCAAAUGCAGAAGUCCCUGGUGAGGGCCCACCAACGUCCAAACGUUCGUGCGAAGAUGCGGCUAGUGAUGAGUUUUGUCGACGGCAGGCACUCAAUGCACCUUCAAAGAAACGAAAAUCACGGAUAGAAAUUGAUAGUAAGAAAGAGAAUAAUUACCAAGUGAAAAAGAAAGACACGAAGAAGAAGAGUGGAAAGAAAUCUUCGACGGAUGCUCCAGGAGACGCGAGGGCUACGAUGCCUACGAUCAUUGGAGGUGGUAAGCGUAGAGAACAGAUUUCCAAGAGAAAUAACCAGGGAAAGAAGAAAAUUCCUAAUCGAUCAACUAGAACAACGCUUCCAGUUUUGACGGAUUAUUCCAAUCAGAGCUCGAUUUCUUGGCAGUCAAUGUCUACUACAGUUAUGAUGUCGAAUCCUCGAAAUCUAUCAGCUUUAACGAAAAAAAGAGUUACUGGCUCGAUGAACAUUGAAAAAUCUAUAUUGGAGAAGGAGUUAAAUUUUAUGCACGAAAAGAGUUUUGAUUUGAUGACGACGAUUUCUACUGCUGAUUCUGAGGAGAAUAGUUCUUUACAAUCACCCUUUCACGUCUCGGGAGAACCAUCGGUUUCAAGUUUCACUGAGGAUUCCUCUACUGAGGUCAGUGGUGAAGAUCUGGAGAACGAUGAUGAGCAAACGACUCUAGCUCUUGAUUAUAGUACUGCGAUGACUACUAUGGAUACUAUUCCACCAGAGAGGACUGAGGAUUACACUAAGGCCACAACCCCAACGAUCUUGAAGUCACUGGAGGCCAGUAGAAGGCUGGAUCAUGAAGCUGAUGCUUCAGGAAUUCUUGAAAGAUUCUCUUUCGGUAGACUUACCAUGUAAAGACAGUUGUCAGGAUGUUCUUAUGUAAAGUGUAUAUAUGUAGUUAAAUCAAGGAUUGAGUAAUUGUAUGAUGAAUUGUCGGCGAUGCAUUCAUAGACUUCUUGAGUGAGAAGAGUAUUUUAUUUGGAUUAAGAGAGGAAGAAUCUAGUUUUUUUUUUGUCGUGAGAAGGCAUGAAAUCUUUCUUUCAAAUCAUCAUUGUAAAAUUCCGGAGAAAUCCAGUCCGGGAUGACUAAUCUAGUUGGCUUAUUUAUUGAAGAUUUAUUUAUUUGCGAAUGCUUCAGACAAAAUGAAGUGUGUUCUUCGCGUUUGAUCACUUGAGGAUCACAAUUGUUGAUCUUAAGUAACGGUUUAUCGUGAUUGCGCGUACUUUCAUGGUGGAUUGGAACAUUGAAAAAAAAAAAAUUCACCCUUUAACAUUGAUUUAGACAAUUGUUUAUUCUGUAACAAUUAUAUGACACAAGUAAGUUCUACAGCUUUACCAUCCAUCAACACGUUCCUGACCGUAAUGGUCGCUCUUCAUGGACAGGCCUUGAUUAAUAUAAUGAACAAUUAAAAAACGACUAAUUGAAGAUACUCAUUUUAAGAUCGAUAAAUAAAAACAGUAUUAAUGCUUGAAGUACGUAAUUUCAGUUUUAGAACAAUGAACUAUGAAGGAAAAGUAUUGUCCAAGGCAAAAAUCUCAGAGUCGUAAAAAGAUCGAUCAUUCUUAGCUGUUUAAUAUUAAGAAAUAUUGUGGGUGUACAUAUAGUUAAAGUGCGCGCGUCAAUGAUUACUGUACGCUUGAAAUAAAAAAAAGUGAGAAAUUUAAGAACAGAAAAUUGCGCAUACUGCCAUUAAAACAAGAAACGAAUACUACAUUAAAUCUCAUAGACUGAUGAACAGACAAAACUAAGGAUAGGCAAAUAUUUAACUAGAAAAUCGGCAUGUCGAAGAUAAAGAUUUGAUGAAGAUGUAAUCUUUUUUGUAAUUGUCAAUUCGACAGCCAAUUUUGCGGAUUUUACUCAUUCUCCGUUCUCUUACCAAAAUAUCCACCACUGCGGUUACCCUUGUGAUAAUCAUUUCAAAACAGCAAACAAAACAUGAUAAACAAAUAAUUUUCAAAUAAUCCCUUACCUGAAGAAAUCAUUCUCAACGAUUAAUAGAGAAA
Messenger RNA from Fopius arisanus, 4886 nucleotides. It is a transcript of the gene bnl, whose product is annotated as branchless. Gene Ontology annotation, cellular component: cytoplasm. The record is from RefSeq and is a predicted model, not a curated record. The transcript is spliced from 3 exons. The coding region runs from base 1471 to 3738 and encodes 755 amino acids. NCBI's taxonomy places the organism in Eukaryota, Metazoa, Arthropoda, Insecta, Hymenoptera, Braconidae. Gene Ontology annotation, biological process: animal organ morphogenesis; cell differentiation; regulation of cell migration. Gene Ontology annotation, molecular function: fibroblast growth factor receptor binding; growth factor activity.